This is a messenger RNA of Aspergillus heteromorphus CBS 117.55, 1302 nucleotides long. Its product is annotated as MFS general substrate transporter. The record is from RefSeq and is a predicted model, not a curated record. Gene Ontology annotation, molecular function: transmembrane transporter activity. Gene Ontology annotation, biological process: transmembrane transport. The transcript has 5 exons. Lineage: Eukaryota; Fungi; Ascomycota; Eurotiomycetes; Eurotiales; Aspergillaceae. The coding region runs from base 1 to 1302 and encodes 433 amino acids.
AUGAUCUCACCCCCUCCCCUCCAGCGAGACAUCCGAAGCGUGGGUGAGUCCCAUGGUCACAUCCGAGGAAGCAGUCCAGUACAGAGAAUCAAUCUUUGGACGGACAAUUCUCCUGCCAACCCUCGCAACUGGCCUGCGUGGAAGAAGAAUGCUCAAAUUAUUAUGUACAAUAUAUCGGUGCCAGAAACCAGAUAUCUCACAUCUGUGCAAAUAUUGCUUCUAGGCGUUGCCCCGCUCUUCUGGAAACCCAUCACAUCCAUCUACGGACGAUACCAUAUCUUCAUGUUCUCAGUCCUUGGAAGCAUGGCAUGCAAUAUUGGUGGUGCUCGAUGCACCACAUAUGGGUCUCAAAUGGCCACGCGAGUGCUCACGGCUGUUAUUAUAUCGCCACCCAUGGGAAUAGGCAGCGGUGUAAUCACGGAGCUGUGUGAACCAGAAAUGCGAGGCCAGAAGCUAGGAUGGUGGACGCUCAUGCUGGCCCUUGGGAUCUCGGGUGGUCCGUUGAUCAUGGGAUUCGUCACCCAGCGCGUCGGAGUCGCGUGGAUAUAUUGGGUUUUCGCCGUGAUGAACUUUGGGCAGUUCGUGGCCUAUCUGUUGUAUAUCGCAGCUGAUGGCGAGACUGCGGGAUCCAAUGUGGCCCCUCCUGGUUUCUUUCGAAGGCUCAUCCCCCGCAGAAUCAGUCCGUAUCCUCUGCGAGCUCGUGAUUUUGUUGAGCCUCUCUUCGAUACACGCUUCUCCAGGGUACUCAUUCCGGCAUGCGCUCACACGAUAGUGUUUUGCUACGGAAAUAUUGCCUUGGUUGUCGAGAUGCACACGGCCUUUGGAAAGAAAUUUCAUUUUGGUCCACAGCAGAAUGGGUUGCAAUUCAUUGCCAUCAUGAUUGGAGGUCUGCUGGGGGAGCAGUUGAGCGGGCGCACGUCGGACUGGUUCUUGCAAACCCUGCACAAGAAGAGAGGGUAUCAUCGACCGGCUGACCGGCUGUGGCUCUCUGAUAUUGGUUUUGGAACCGUGAUCGCCGGCCUGCUUGUGUGGGGAUUCCAAUUGCAAAAGGCUACCACCUGGAAUGUGACCCCAUGCAUCGGUGCGGCAAUCGCAAGGCUUGGCAACCAAAUCAUAACAACCAUCCUUAUUUCGUUCGCCGUUGACAGCUAUAAGGAAGCGUCAACCAAUGUUGGCGUGUGUAUCAAUUUCUUCCGCCAUGUUUAUGGAUCUGUAACAGGCGUCAUGUGCGCUAUCGUAGGCGCCUGUGCAUUGCCUUUGAUUAUUGCCAUACAGUUUGUUGCAACCCGCCUAAGUCAUUGA